Molecule: messenger RNA, 1092 nt
Organism: Jatropha curcas
Lineage: Eukaryota; Viridiplantae; Streptophyta; Magnoliopsida; Malpighiales; Euphorbiaceae
Product: cyclase-like protein 2
Molecular function (GO): arylformamidase activity
Source: RefSeq, a predicted model, not a curated record
AAUAAAAUGCUAAAAAUGCCUUUCAGACCCAUUAUAAAUUAUCAACACCGGCACAUAGACAACAAUCUUCAGUUACACCAAACGAAGUCAACAACCAUGAUUAAACAACAUUUACUCUUGCUUUUCACUCUACUAUCGUGCGCCUACCUACACACAGUCUUUUCUUUCUCACCCAACGACGCGUAUCCCGCCGCCGUCGAUGGCUCUUGCAGUGGUCCAAUCUCCACUGACGAUGACCUCCUUCUCGUCCCUAACCGGAGAGAAGUCUACGGAAAGGGAAAAAUCAUCGACAUCAGCCACGUGUACGUGAACGACAUGCCGUCCUGGGAUUCCAAGGACGGGAUCGGACAGUUUAUCUGGCUUUUUGAGAGUUUGAAGAAUGGUUCGAUCGCGAAUUUCUCCAAGUUCAAGCUGUCUGUACACUCCGGUACCCAUGUGGACGCGCCGGGCCAUGUUUACGAUCACUAUUACGAUGCUGGAUUUGAUGUUGAUACUCUGGACUUAGAAGUUCUUAACGGGCCAGCGCUGUUAGUUGAUGUGCCAAGGGACAGUAACAUAACCGCUGAAGUUAUGAAGUCUUUGAAAAUUCCCAAAGGAGUGCGUCGUGUGCUUUUCAGAACGCUGAACACUGACAGGAAUCUUAUGUUAAAAAAGGAGUUCGACACAAGCUAUGUUGGGUUCAUGGAAGAUGGGGCAAAAUGGCUUGUAGAGAACACAGACAUUAAACUUGUUGGACUGGAUUACUUGUCUGUUGCUGCAUAUGUUGAGGCAAUUCCAACACAUCUCGUUUUCCUUAAAAGCAGGGAAAUAAUUCUAGUGGAGGGCCUAAAACUUGACGAUGUUAAAGCAGGAUUGUAUAAUGUGCAUUGUUUGCCUCUUAGGUUAGUUGGUGCUGAAGGAUCACCAGCAAGAUGUAUUCUCAUCAAUUGAUAUUUACAGCUCUCUAAUUAUCUUGGCUUCACGUCAAUGACUGAAUCUGUCUUUGUUAAGUAUUUUGUGAAUAACUCGAGAGGUUAUGCUCUUUGUUAAAAUAAUUAUGAGAUGCUUAUAAUUAAAGAUAUGAGAUAAUUCAAUUUUUAUAUUUUAUUAGUA